This is a messenger RNA of Didymodactylos carnosus, 2266 nucleotides long. The record is from the annotation of a GenBank genome assembly. Lineage: Eukaryota; Metazoa; Rotifera; Eurotatoria; Philodinida; Philodinidae.
UUAUCAAUUAAUUGCACAAUCCUAUAUAAAAAAAGAAAAAUAUAAAAAAGCCAUUGAAACAUAUGAAAAAGUAAUUGAAAUUCAAUUUAUUAAUUUAUCUGAUACUCAUCCAGAUAUAAAAGAAAGUUAUUAUCAAAUAGGAAAUAUCUACUGUAAAAUGGAUGAAUUAGAUAAAGCUUUAGAAUUUUAUCGAAAAACCACAAUAACAACUACCACAACAACAACAAUGACAGAUGAUGAUAAUGAAAAUAGUGAUGGUGAUGAAAUGAGUGAUACAUUAUUAAUUGAAAAAUAUCGAAAUUUAGCUGAAUUUUAUGAAAGAAAUGAUAAUUAUGAACAUGCUAUUGAACAAGAACAAAAUAUUUUAAUUAAACUUGAAAAACAUUUACCAAAUAUAGCUAAACAAGAUGAUUUAAAAAUAAUUAAAGUUGAAAAACUUAUUGAUAAUCAUUUAAAUAUAAAUAAUAUUCGUUUAUUUGUUAAUUAUCUUCAAGAUUUUGUUUAUAUUUAUUUAACUAUUGGUGAUUUAUCAUUAAUAGAUAAUGAAAAUGCUUCUAUUUGGUAUGAAAAAGCAUUUGAUCUUCAUCGAAAACUAAUUCGUUACCAUUCAUUAAAUGAUAAUUUAAUUUCUAUAAUGUAUUAUAAAAUUGGACAAGUAUAUCAACGUUAUGAUGAAAUACAAACAGCUAUUGAACAAUAUCUUGAUGCAUAUAAUGCCAAUUAUCAAUCAGAAAAUAAAUUUAUUUUUUUCUAUGAAAUUGGUUAUUUAUAUAAAGAAAAUAAAAAUUAUAAUGAAGCAGAUACAUGGUGGAAAAAAUCACUAUCAGAAACAACAAAUGAAAUAAUAAAAAAUAUAUUACAAAAAAAAAUUGAUAGUAUUGAAGAUCAAAUAAGCAGUGAUGAUGAAAAUGAUGACAAUGAUAAUAUUGAUGAUAAUGAUAAUAAUAAAAAAAAGAAUCAAAUAUCAAUCAAUAAUAAAUAUUCUAAAGCAGAAAUGAUCAUUCAUACAAGCAAUGAUCAAUUAGCCAUGGCCUAUUUAGAAUUAAAUGUGAAAUAUUAUAAAAAAUAUAUUGAAGAACAAAAAUUAUUAUUGAUAAAUGAUGAAAUAAUGUUAAAUGAUGAUUGGAUCAAUAUUAAAAUAAAUGAUGAUUUUAUUCAAUUUAUACCGGAUUUAAUUUUUCAAUAUAAAAAUGAUUAUGACAAAGAUGAUGAUGAUAGACAAAAUCCUAAAAAAAAUAUUGUACGAUCAUAUAUGGAAUGUGGUAGAAUAGCAUUAAAAUUAAAAAAGUUUGCUGAUGCAUGUAACUAUUAUUUACAGGCAAUUGAAACUGAACAUUUAAAAUCCAAUGAGACGCUUCGAUCAUUGUUGUCAAAUAAUAAAACAGGACAAGAUGAUAUUAUCAAUAAUUAUUCAAAACAAGAAUCACAACUAUGGAUUAAUAUGAAAAUGGGUGCUUAUAAUCGUAACAAUGGUCAUUAUGAUGCUUCUUUAUUAAAUUAUCAAAAAGCAUUAACAUAUACAAAUGAUCUUAUGAUAAAAAUAACAUUAUAUUAUGAAAUUUUAAAAUUAUUUAAAAUUAGUUUAAGAUCAACAGAAGAUUAUAAACAAAGUAUUGUUAAUAAAAUUAAUUUAAAUACAACAUCGAUAAGAAUUUAUGAUCGUCUUUUAAUUUAUGAAUUAAUUAUUGAUUUUAUGAAAGAAUUAUAUGAAGAUAAUAAUGAAAAUAAUAAUUCAGAAAUACAAAAAUAUAUUGAUAUGUUUUAUCAAACUCAAUUACAAACAAAUUUUAUUAUAUUUGAUCAUUAUGAGAUAAAGAUGUUAUCAUUUCAAUGUAUUGGUCAUGUUUUACGAUAUAUGGAAGAUUAUACAGAAACUAUUGAUUAUUGGAAUGAAAUAAUCAAAUUAAAACAACAAAUUUUAUCUCAACCUAUCAUUGAACUAAUUAAUAAUGAUGAAAGUACUUUUAUUAAGAUUUAUGAUAAUACAAAAUUAUAUAAAAUGAAUUUUCAACAAUCGUUGAAAACAAUUGCAAAUAGUUAUGAAAAAAUAGCUGAAUAUUAUGAAAAGUUAAUUAAUAAUACCAAUGAUAACGAUAGGUGGGAUCCUCAAAUGGCCAUUAGUAACUAUGAAAAUGCUUUAAAAUUUCUUAAAAAAAUGAAUAAUAAGGAAAAAGAGUUAAAUGAUAAAAUACAAUACUAUGAAGAUCGUAUAAAAACACUUAAGUCGAAUAUUAAUAAUGUUGAACAUAACAAUCUUAUUCAAUAA